AUGACAUCAACCUCUUUCUCUCGUUUACUCUCCACCACCGCAUCCAACCCUACUCUCCUCCGCACCGGAUCCCAACACCUCACUCCUUCACUUUCCAACUCACUCACGCGCCUCCUCUUUUCCACCUCCGCGACGCAGCACCACAAAGAGAAUCCUGUUAGCGAACAAUCACAACCACAAUCUCUCCAUAAUGAAAAUCAACAAAUCCAAAAAGAAGAACAACAAGAAGAAGAAGAUGAUGGCGACGAGAUUGAUUUGAACAAAGAAACGGGUGAAGUCGGUGGACCUAAAGGUCCUGAACCCACAAGGUACGGCGAUUGGGAACGUAAUGGUCGUUGCUCUGAUUUUUAA
Messenger RNA from Trifolium pratense (red clover), 351 nucleotides. Its product is annotated as succinate dehydrogenase assembly factor 4, mitochondrial. Lineage: Eukaryota; Viridiplantae; Streptophyta; Magnoliopsida; Fabales; Fabaceae. Gene Ontology annotation, cellular component: mitochondrion. The record is from RefSeq and is a predicted model, not a curated record. Gene Ontology annotation, biological process: mitochondrial respiratory chain complex II assembly. Bases 1 to 351 code for a protein of 116 amino acids. The transcript has a single exon.